CUGAUUUUGAUCAGUGUAUAAUCGAUUUAAUUGUGAUUAUAUUUUUUUCCCCUUUUUCUUUUCCCUAUAUUUAAUUUACAUACCGAGAAAAAGAGAGAUGUUGAUACAUAUCCUGACAAGUUGUUUCCUAUUGACCAUAAUAUCAGGACAAACUUCAUCAAAGGGAAUUAAGCCAACCAACAUUUUAGGUGGUUCUGAACAACAUGCUUCUUUUAGUUUCAUUCGUCCAGGAUUAACGCAAACUUCAUUCAGCUUCCAUGGACCAAGCUCUCAUCAAACAUUCAGUUCAAGUGUGGGAAACCCCCAUUUAAUUCAUAAAGUUCAACCAAAUGUUGCUCAAGCACUUAGAUAUAAUAAUCCUGGUUUAGCUUCUUCUAUCUAUUCCGGAGAAAGUGUUGCUCCUGUACAACCUCCACAAUUUCCUUAUCAAUUUGCACAAAAUCCAGCUCUUAUCGGCUACCUACAACAAGCACAACAACAAUUUCCAUUUCAAGGAAAUGUUCAACUUGACUCUAAUAUCUAUCAAGCUCAACUUCUCAAAGAUUUGUCCUUUAAACACCCACAGUUGCAGACUCAUCUUCAGAUUCCAGAACAAAUUCAACUACAACAACAACAAGAGCUACCGAUACAAAAUUUAUUAGGAGUCGCUUAUUCUGUUGCUCCUUCCGUUUCUCGUGUUAAAGUCAACGGAAAUGGCUACAAAUUCGAUUUUUGACAAACAAUUUCUAAAGUGUAUAAAAUAUUAUUUUUGUAAUUAAUAAAAUAAAACUUUAAACAAAA
Molecule: messenger RNA, 780 nt
Organism: Leptopilina heterotoma
Lineage: Eukaryota; Metazoa; Arthropoda; Insecta; Hymenoptera; Figitidae
Exons: 4
Coding region: 98-715 (205 amino acids)
Source: RefSeq, a predicted model, not a curated record